Messenger RNA from Canariomyces notabilis, 1558 nucleotides. RefSeq names its product NAD(P)-binding protein. The coding region runs from base 426 to 1472 and encodes 348 amino acids. The record is from RefSeq and is a predicted model, not a curated record. The transcript has 4 exons. Gene Ontology annotation, cellular component: nucleus. NCBI's taxonomy places the organism in Eukaryota, Fungi, Ascomycota, Sordariomycetes, Sordariales, Chaetomiaceae.
CACCAUUUUCAUCCCUAAGAUACGGACCGUUGUCACUGCAAUGAUGCUAUGGUGUCACCCGACCAUUCGACACAUCAACGCGCUAUCCACGUCGAACAUGCACCCCAUCCACCAGACCACGGGCAACCAGGUACAGCUCCGUACCCAUUUCUAUCCACUACCCUGGAAACCACCACGCAACGAAUGUCCAAUGCGAAUUGAAUGCCCAGCACGCGAAAGAGGGGCAUCCGCAGGACACUAGCUAGAGAUAGCAAGGCGGCCAAGACACGGAGCCAAGAUGGCACCAUGAAAGAAUCGCUUGAUCUUUGCCUGCUCGUACAUGAGGCGCUUAUCGCUACUGCCCAAUGGUUGGAGUUCCCUCUGCAGGUUUCAGACACUACUCUCUCUAUCACGCACCAGGAACAGCAGCAGCAGUAGCACCUACAAUGGCGUCGUCAGCUAACAAUGACACAAGCACCGAGAAGAAGCUCGUCGUGGUAGUCGGAGCAACGGGAAACCAAGGCGGAUCAGUAGCCCGGCGGUUCCUCCAAGACCCGCAGUACGCCGUGCGCGGGCUGACCCGCAACCCCGCGUCCCCAGCUUCGCAAGAACUCGCGGGGCUUGGGGCCGAGAUGGUGGCGGCCGAUCUCAACGACGUCGAGUCUCUCAAGUCCGCAUUUGCCGGGGCCUACAUCAUCUUCAGCGUGACGCAGUACUGGGAGCCCUUCUUCCGGCCCGACUGCCGGGCCAGGGCCAAGGAGCUUGGCGUGACGUGCCGCCGGUAUGCGUACGACGUCGAGUACCGCCAGGGCAAGAACAUUGCUGACGCUGCCGCGGCCGUGGCGGUGGACUCGUUGGCUGAGAAUGGGUUCUUGGUCUCGACGCUGAGUCAUGCCGGCAAGUGCAGUGAUGGGAGGAUUGAGGAUUUGUAUCAUUUCGAUUCCAAGGCGGAUAUCUUCCCGGAUUAUGUCGUGGCUACGUACCCGGCGUUGGCGGCCAAGAUGUCGUACAUCCAGACGGGGUUUUUCACGACGAGUCAUGGGAUUUUGCCGGAUUCGUACUUCAAGAAGCUCCCCGACGGCACGUUCGAGAUGCGCUUCCCCACGUCCCCGGACAAGCUCAUCCCGCAUCUGGACGUGAACGCCGACACGGGCAACUUUGUUUAUGCCGUGCACCAGAUGCCGCCCGGCAAGCACUACAUGGCUGGCAGCUACCUCAGCUGGAGCGAUUUUGCGAGGGCAUGGGCCAGGGUGACGGGGGCUAGUAUCAGCUACCGGGAGGUCAGUGUUGAAGAUAUGGUGGCCGACACGCCUGAUAAGGAUUGUGGGCUGGAGGUUGCGUUGAUGUUCAAGUACAGCUCUGAUCCGGGGUAUGAUGGGGGGAUGGAUUUGGUUAAGGCUGAGGAUCUACGUGAGGCGGGCAUCGACUGUCCGAUGUUGACUGUGGAGGAGUCGCUGGCUCGGCAGGACUGGUCGGCUGUGCUGAGCAAGUGAACUGUGAAGUCUUGACAGCGCCCUUGACGGUGUCUCGGUCGACGUCGUGGAGUCAGGACCUAGGACAGGUCGUGGGAUAUAAACCC